CACGGCACAGCCCAGAUAUGGGUUCCCACAGCGAUCUCGUUCCUGCUCGGAGGAUUUCUUCGGGACGAGGAGACGGCAGCGUCAUGGUGAGUAAUUACCUAUUUUGCCCUCCUUACCGUUGUUACUGCUCGAACGACGCCCACCGCUGUCAGUGUCAGCCCCCCGUACGCGUUCUAACCCGCCUUAACACUCGGACCAGGAGCGUGGCCGCCAAGGUUCUUCACUCUUCUUACUGGACGACCAUCCUGCGCACCGACUCGGUCCGGACUCAUGCCGUCCGAAGACCCAUUUCGCUUGCGUCUCUGGCCAUCCCCGCGGCGACGAUCCUGACGGCAGUAGCUAGCGUGGUGACGCCCCUCGGCCUCUACGAGCAACUCGGGAUCGGUGCCAAGGAAGUGGGUAACUUCUCGUACGUCGGCGACACGAGCGCCUACUUCUACGGCACGAGCCCUAGGGGAGCUUACUCCUUCUCGAGGGUCUGCUACUUCAGGGUCAGUUGGGGACCAUGCCCCUUCACAAACGACACUGUCAUCUUCAGCCAGGGCGAGAGCCAGUCUAGCUGGCAAUUUCCCAACAACCUGACGACGGACGUGCCUCCGAUCCUGCGCGAGGUGUACUCAAGCGGAACGCACGGCAUCGGCACCACCGUCUCCAACUUUUUCGACAUCGAGUGGCGGCAGCUGACCACCAAGGUAGACGAGAAUGGCAUUCUCAACCACGGACGCCCCUACCCGGUGAACAUGUUUCGCCAGCUGGACAGCGUGGCCAUCGACGACGCGGUCCGGCUGGUCGAGGGCCUCGUCGUGGACGCCAAGUCCGGCGGCAUCGGGUUCCGGAACCACACGGUACCGCAACCGCCAAACCGGAACGUCACCUGGCAGGAGGACCUCCUGUUCAUCGAGCCCGUCACGAGCUGCGUCGACACCAACUUGACCCUUGAUUACACCGAGUCGUCGUCCUAUAAUAACUUCUCCUCGUCCGGGCCGGCCGACUACCGCCUAACGGAUCGGGGUGGCUUCGUUCAUCUGGUCCACAAGCUUCCGGACUACAACCACGACGACCCGCAAGCGAAUCCAGACCUCCGGGGCCGGGCAUACAGGGCCGCGAUGCUCAACAACUUUGCCACCAUGGUGUAUCUCAACGUCACCAAUCCGUCCGACAACAGCACCGGCACCAAGUCGUUCCGAUACGUGAAUUCGGGUCUGGGCAAGUCGUUUCGCGUAUCUGUCGACCCUUUGCGGACGUACCGUGCCGCCAGCUUCUCCAGCGACUACGGGAGCUAUCUGUUCGGUAGUUCGUUCGAUGAUGAAUUAGGCUAUCCCAACCCGUACAACGUGACCAAGGACGGCUGGUUCCAGCCGAUAUUACGAGAGUGCUCCGGCUACCACCCAUAUCGCCCGGCCAACAUUAAUACCAGCAUCUUCGUCACCUGCGGGCUCGUGAUUGGCCCUCCCCGUCGGGUCGACGGCGGGCCGCAGGGUAUCUUCGAUCGGGGCAGCAAGUGGACGACGCCGAUGUACUCGUGCGCGACGGCGGUCCGCGCCAUCAUCAAGACGGUGCACUUCUCGACCGACAUCGCGUCGGAUCCCACCCUGCGUCCCGUGGGGCGCAACCGCGGGCUCGUCGCCCUGCGCGUGACCAACAUCACGGCCAAGAAGUACCCGACCCGGGAGUCGUACCCGCUCUGGGGCGUCGAGGACACGGGCCGCCCCCUGGGAGAGGUCGCGCCGAUCUGGGGCCUCGUCUCGCCCGCCUACCAGGAUGCCGGCUUCCCCAACUUGACGGUGGUGAAGCAGCCGUGGCUAUAUCUCCUCGGGGUGGGUAAUGACGACCUGGUUUACGCCAAGAAUCUGAACCCCUCGUCCGUCGUCCCCUCCGGCAGCCAGAACCUGCCGGGCGCCGAGUUUCCCUUCGCCGCCGCCAACACGAUCUACGACGACAUGUACGGCCUCAGCCGCACCGAGUGGCCCUUUGACCUCUCCGGCCGCUCCGACAUGGCCGUCUUCACCCGCUGGCAGGAGUUGGCCGCCACCCCCGAGGGCACCGCCAAGCUCAUCAACCUGCUGUGGACCGACGUCGCCGCCUCGGCCGUGGUCGGCACCAAGGGCAUCAUGCCGCCGGCUUCUUCGUCGUCGACGUCGCCCUCCUCAUCGUUGACCCGGCGGUCGCCACUGCAGCAGCAGCAGGGAGGUACCGAGUCGGAGGAGCAGAAGGAGCAGCAGCAACAACAACAACAACAGCAACAACAGCCGGUGCCCGUGAUCCACGUGUGGCCGAUCGUGCCGCUGACGCGGUACCACCCGGCGUACGGGAUCCCCGCGUUCGUGCUGCUGGUCGUGCUGGUGGCGCUGACGGCGGGGGCGCUGGCCGCCUGGUGGACCAAGACGUCGACGGUGGGCAAGCUGCGGAUGCGGCUGCAGCAGCUCUCGGCUGGCCGCAUCUUCACCGCCGUCCUCUACCCCGGCGAGAGCGACUUCCGCAUGCCCCCCAAGCAGUGGAGUCAGGUCAGCGGGCCCAAGACGGUCAAGUUUGCCGACGGCGAGGGAGGAGAGGCAGAGGCGGCGGCGGCGGCGGGAGCAACAGCAGCAGCAGAAGCAGCAGAAGCAGCAGAUGGGGAGGAGCAGCAGGCGGCGGUGCGUGACGUCCAGACCCCCGGGGUCAUCACCGUCUCUAGUGUCGGGGACGAGUCCAAGGUCGAAUAUGUCGAGGAAAUGAGGCCGAUACGGCACGAUCCGUACGGUGGAGGGCAGCAGCACGGCGGCUAUAUUGCCCUGGCAUCUGUCGGCUACGGGUAUGAUGGGUAAUUAAUAGACGGGAAAGGUGGUGCUGUGGUUCAAACUCGUAAUUAAUUCGCGACGAUUAUUAUGACAUGCCGAUGAUUAAACAAGUAUCAAGUAUGAGACGACAACAUCAAAGUCCCGCGGCCUGCCAAACUGGCAGUC
Molecule: messenger RNA, 2942 nt
Organism: Thermothelomyces thermophilus ATCC 42464
Lineage: Eukaryota; Fungi; Ascomycota; Sordariomycetes; Sordariales; Chaetomiaceae
Exons: 2
Coding region: 84-2804 (906 amino acids)
Source: RefSeq, a predicted model, not a curated record